This is a messenger RNA of Lineus longissimus, 1047 nucleotides long. Its product is annotated as FMRFamide receptor-like. Gene Ontology annotation, cellular component: membrane. The record is from RefSeq and is a predicted model, not a curated record. Lineage: Eukaryota; Metazoa; Nemertea; Pilidiophora; Heteronemertea; Lineidae. Gene Ontology annotation, molecular function: G protein-coupled receptor activity. The transcript has a single exon. Gene Ontology annotation, biological process: G protein-coupled receptor signaling pathway. Bases 1 to 1047 code for a protein of 348 amino acids.
AUGAACAAACUGAUGGAGAACAUGUCUGCGCCCGUCACGGCAGUGGCACGGCCGCCAGAGAAUAAGUGCGAAUUCCACGAGACAAACGCCAACACAUUCUAUCUAUAUAUGUUCGCCAUUACCCCGACUUCUAUCAUGGGAAUCGUCUUGAAUGCCAUCAUCUUGAUCGUUCUCGGAAAGCAGCAGAAAAACGCAGUUGCAACUUCUGUAUUCCUACUGCGCAUACUCGCCGGAUGUGAUAUAUUCUUCCUGUUGUGUUGUUUGGUGUUUUUCUUCAUCCGACAUAUGGUGGUCUAUUUCGAACACCGGACCGCCAUCUUCACAAGAGGCGACAACUACAUCGGAGGAGAUAUAUUCUAUUGGAGCAUUCCAUGGUAUUUCGCCGCGUUGCAAUCUCGCAAUGGGUUAAUUGUCCUCAUUACGCUAGAGCGGUUUUUGAAUAUCGUCUUUCCGUUAUGGGCGAGGCCAUACUGCACAGAGAAAAACUUCGGGAAAGCUGCGAUAGGCAUAAUUUUAUUAUCACUUUCUUGCAAUAUGCCAACGUAUUGGUUCCUCGAGCAAAUCAAUGUUUCCAAUCCUUGCACCGGCAAUCCUGAGGUUCAAAUCAGGGCAAGACCCGGAUCGCGGCGACGCACAUACGACAGUUACUUGUACUUGCUUGGGAUGGUGGUGGUGCCACUCUCUCUUGUUUACGUCAUGAAUGUCGUGCUCAUCAUCUCCUUGCGGAAGGCAAUACGACGACGGUCAAAGAUGACAGGGGGCGAAACUGGCAAGGACCAGGAGGAGAAGGCGAAUCGACAGGCGACUCUCAUGGUGGUGUCCAUACUCAUUGUCUUCACCCUAUGUGAGACGCCAGCGACGGUUGAUAGGUUGGCGGGACUGGCCGGCCUUCAACUUUUCCCUGAUCGCCGAUAUCACGAUUACUUCAGGAAGUUUGGCCUCCUUUUGAUAGUGGUCGACUCGGCGAUGAAUUUCGUAGCAUACUGUAUUACCAAUAGAACCUUCCGACAGAAUUUCCUUUCAGUAUUCAGAAAGAAGAUCAAUUAA